This is a messenger RNA of Lolium rigidum, 1296 nucleotides long. RefSeq lists its product as uncharacterized. The transcript is spliced from 3 exons. NCBI's taxonomy places the organism in Eukaryota, Viridiplantae, Streptophyta, Magnoliopsida, Poales, Poaceae. The record is from RefSeq and is a predicted model, not a curated record. The coding region runs from base 1 to 1038 and encodes 345 amino acids.
AUGAGCCCGCGUGCCUUUUCCGCCUAUCCGUACUCUCCAAUCUCCGGCGCGAGUCUCCUCUCCGAUCCUGGUUUCCACCACAACUACCGCAAGUUCAAUCGGAUGCCUCCUAUGCUUGGCUUCAUCUACAACAGUGAGGUGAGCUCUGUCAGUCGCUUUGUCCCCACCACUGGGUCCUCCCUCCCAUGCACUUUUGACCCCCAGCUGGCUGACUUCACCGUGUGCGACUGCCGCCAUGGCCGUGUCCUCCUCGACAACUGUGAGGUGCCCAUGGAGCUUGUGGUCUGGGACCCCAUGACGGACCGCCGAAAAGUGGGCCCUUUCCAUGUUGUUUUUGUCGGUAUUGAUGCGGAGGUGGGGAGCGUAACCGCCUACAAGUACUCGUCGGAGACGGGUGAGUGGAGCACGCCGACGUCUGAGCUUGCCCUUGUCGACGAGCAUCACUUUGUCGUGGAGCUUGACCUCUUCGACGGGCUUGACCCCGUCGAUGACGGCUACCUUACUGCGAUGCACAGUGUGCUCGUUGAAGACUCCCUCCACUUCCUCCUCAUGUCUGGGCCACAAGGCGCUCGAGUUCUCAAGUACGACGUAGGAAGGCAUUACCUCUCUUUGAUCGUCCUGCCGGCAGCGGCGGCUGUUUACGACCGGGGCACCCUUCUCAUGGCAACAGAGGAUGGAAGGCUGGGAGUCGCCCACCUGGACAAGCUCAGCCUUCACCUGUGGUCAAGGGAGGUGGGUCCUGACGGAAUUGCAGCAUGGACAGAACAUAGAGUCAUUAAUCUCAUACCGUUUCUCCCCAUUGGAGAUCCUGCGAUCAAAGUGGAGUUGAUUGGCUCCGUGGAGGGUGCCAAUAUCAUCUUCGCCACCACAGCUCUUGGUGUCUACGCUAUUGAUCUCAAGUUGCUGCGGUCAAGAAAGUUAUGUGAAGGACAAGACAUUCGGCCCCUCUUCCCCUUCAUGAGCUUUUACAAUCCACCAGAAAGGCAAACUGGAGCAAGUUUUCCGGCAGGGGCAUCGGUUGCUGCGCGUCACCUGUGAUGUGUUGGACAGACCCCAGUUGUGCGUCUCACCAAUAAGAUGGAUAAUCUCAUAGAGUCAAUUAAGGGUUUGUGACGUAGUAAUGAACUAUUUCAGUACUAGGUGUUUCGGUGUUACUUGGUUGAUUUCUCAUGCUGUUUGCUUUGUGAGUAACUUAAUUCAGUUCCAUAAUUUCGUCAAUCUGUGUCAGUGCGUGGGUGCGUGCGUGUGAAGUUGCGAUAUGUUUUCAGAUACUUGAUGAAGUUGGUGGCUUCGUCU